AUGCCGAUGCUGAGCCACGAGGGGAAGUCCGAGCGCGCCAUUGACGGGAACACCGCCGCCGCUCACGUUGCCUACGCGCUCAGUGACGUUUCCUUCAUCUACCCAAUCUCGCCUUCGACCAGCAUGGGUGAGACCAUGGACAAGUUCGCCACGCAAGGCCGCAAGAACGUGUUCGGACAGACUGUGAAGGUGAAGCAGAUGCAGUCGGAGUUGGGGUCCGCGGGAGCUUUACAUGGUGCAUUGUCCGGCGGCGCCUUGUGCACGACGUUUACCGCUUCACAGGGACUUCUCCUCAUGAUUCCGAACAUGUACCUCUGCGCUGGGGAGUUGCUCCCGGCAGUCUUCCAUGUCUCCGCCCGCGCGUUGGCGCGCCAAUCCCUGUCCAUCUUCUGCGAUCACUCCGACGUGAUGGCGGUUCGAUCGACUGGCUGUGCCCUGCUCAGCGCACACAAUCCGCAGGAGGUCAUGGACCUCGGCUUGGUCGCACACCUCGCAUCGCUUCGGAGCUCGGUGCCCUUCGUCCACUUCUUCGACGGCACGCGCACCUCCGGCGUCAUCGAGUGCGUCAAGCCAAUCCCCUACAGCACCAUGAAGAGCAUCGUCCCCUGGGACGAGUUGGACGCCUUCCGCCAGCGCGGGCUGAACCCGCAGCAUCCGAUCAUGCGCGGCCUCGGGCAAGAUCCGCAGACCUACUACCAGUCUGCGGUGUCUGCCAACAGGUACUACGAUGCCGUCCCCGGCAUUGUUCAGGACGUGAUGGACCAAGUUGGCGUGAUCACCGGCCGCCAGUACAAGCUCUUCGAGUACUACGGCGAUCCCCAGGCGGAGCGAUGCGUCGUCAUCAUGGGCUCAGCAGCAAAGACCGCGGAGGAGACGGUCGACUACCUGCGCGCUCAGGGUGAGAAGGUCGGGAUUUUGAAGGUUCGCCUUUUCCGCCCCUUCUCCACGGAGCACUUUCUGGCCGAAAUGCCAGAAUCGGUGCAGGCGAUUGCCGUGCUGGACCGCACCAAGGAAGACCUGGCUCCGUCGCUGCCGCUCCACGCGGAUGUUCUGACGGCCAUGAGUGAGGCUGGCGUCUACAAAAAAGUAGUGGGCGGCAACUAUGGCUUGGGCAGCAAGGAAUUCGCCCCCCGGCACGUGAAAGCGGUCUUUGACAACUUGCUGGAGAAGGUGCCGAAGAGGCACUUCACGGUGGGAAUCAACGACGACGUGACCAACUCCAGCUUGACCGUGGGGCCAACGAUCAACACGCAAGACGCCGGGGUGACGCAGGCCAUCUUCUUCGGCCUCGGAUCAGAUGGGACGGUUGGCGCCAACAAGGCUGCCGCACAGAUUAUCGGCGAGCGCACAGAGUUCUACUCGCAGGGGCAUUUCAACUACUCCUCGCAGAAAGCUGGUGCAUCCACUGUCUCCCAUCUGCGCUUUGGUCCCACUCCCAUCCGCAGCGAGUACGAGAUCGAAUCCAGCCCUGGUGCUGACUACGUCGCCUGCCACCAUACGUCCUUCUUGGCAAAGUUCGACAUGCUGUCCAAGGCCCGCGAGGGUGGCGCUUUUGUGGUGAACUGCCCAUGGAAGACCGUCGAGGAGCUGGACCAGGAGUUUCCUGCCAAGCUCCGCCGCGCCAUCGCCGAGAAGAAGGUGGAGCUCUACACCAUCGACGCCCACGCGGUGGCCAGCUCCGUAGGACUUCCUGCCAAGCGCAUCAACCAAGUCAUGCAGGCCACCUUUUUCAACCUCUCCGGCAUCCUUCCUCCAGAGGACGCGAAGGAGCAGCUGGAGGGAGCGAUUGACCGCAUGUACGGCAAGAAGUCUCCUGAGAUCGUCAAGUCCAACAAGGCCGCGCUCGCGGCUGCGCCACAGAACCUGAACAAGAUCAACUACCCGUCUUCGUGGCUCCAAGCCGAGGACAACGACUCGUCCAUCAAGAAGCUGCAUCCGUCCGCCAGCCCCUUCAGUGAGACGGCAGACGAGUUCAGCUCAACCUUUCUCAAGAGCAUCGACUCCCGCACUGCUGACAACUUGGCGGUGAGCGCAUUCACACCCGGAGGCGAGACACCAAUCGGCCAGUCCAAGCACCAGAAGCGCGCUCUGGCCGAGGAGAUCCCAGUGUGGAUUCCAGACAAGUGCACCCAAUGCAACCUCUGCAGCGUCGUCUGCCCUCACGCGGUGGUCCGACCCUUCCUGCUGGACAAGAAGGAGAUGGAAGCUGCCCCUGAGGGCUUCCAAGCGCGCAAGGCCAAGGGCGGCGACCUUGGAGGCUUGAAUUACACCAUCCAGCUGGCGCCCUAUGACUGCACCGGUUGCGCUGUGUGCGUGGAGAUGUGCCCAGAUGAUGCCUUGAUCAUGGAGCCGCCCAACCACUCCCAGCAGAAGUUCAACGAUCACUGGGAGUACUCCCUGAACCAGGUGUCCGUGAAAGACAACCUCAUGGAGAAGACCAGCGUCAAGGGCUCUCAGUUCCAGGAGCCCCUGAUUGAGUUCAGUGGUGCAUGCUCCGGCUGCGGAGAGACGCCCUACGUCAAGCUGCUGACGCAGAUGUUUGGUGAUCGUAUGGUCAUUGCAAAUAGCAGCGGCUGCUCUUCCGUGUGGGGUGGCUCCUAUGGCCUGAGCCCCUUCCGCAAGAACCGGCAUGGACAAGGCCCCGCAUGGGCUCGUUCCCUGUUUGAGGACACGGCCGAGUACGGCCUUGGUAUGGCGUUGGGCUCGUCGCAGCGUCGAGAGAAGCUGAUUGCUGAUGUGAGGGAGCUGCUGGAAGAGGCCGGCUCUGGAGCCAGCCCGAUCUCCUCCGAGUUGCAAGUCCUGCUCGAGAGGUGGCUGGACGUGGUCGAGGAUGCUGACAAGUGCAGCGCUUUGCAGCCUCAGAUUCUGAAGCUGCUGGCAGCCGAGCCGCAGGGAGAUGAGGCUUCACCGCAGUUGGCCAGUGUGCGUCGGGAAUCCGACAUGCUCGUGGCCCCCUCCCAUUGGAUCAUCGGUGGCGAUGGCUGGGCCUACGACAUUGGCUUCGGUGGCCUGGACCACGUGCUUGCCACAGGCCAGAACGUGAACAUCUUGGUGCUGGACACCGAGGGCUACAGCAACACCGGUGCGCAAAUCUCCAAAGCCACGCCCAAGGGCGCCACGAUGAAGAUGGCCGCGGGAGGAAACAAGAUCAAGAAGAAGGACCUCGGAGCCAUCGCCAUGAUGCACGAGAAUGCCUAUGUGGCCUCCGUGUCCCUCUCCGCCGAUGUGAACCAGACGGUGAAGGCCUUCAAGGAGGCCGAGGCUUACAACGGUCCGUCCAUUGUGAUUGCCUAUGCCACCUGCGUUGACUGGGGCCACCGCGCAGGCGACAAGGCCAUGGUGCAGCAGCAGGUGAAUGCAGUCGAGAGCGGCUACUGGCCGAUGUACCGCUACAACCCGGACAAGGUGUCCACGGACUUCAACGGCUUCGAGCUUGACAACAAGCGCAUCUCCAGCGAUGCCAUGGACACCCUGAUGCGCAACGAGAACCGCUUCACCUCCCUGCAGCGCACUGCGCCCGAGCAUGCCAAACUCCUCCAGAGCGCCAUGAAGGACGAGUUCACCAGCCGCCAUGAGGCCCGUCGCCGCAAGGCCAUGGGAGAUGAGGACCUCCUCGAGUACUUGAAGAAGUGCAUGGGUGAGCAGGUUACCGGUGAGCGCGUGACUGUCCUCUACGGCACAGACACAGGAAAUGCCGAGAUGGUGGCGAAGAACUUCCAGUUCGAGUUCAAGCGAAGAGGCAUGAAGGCUAAAUGCCUCUCCUUCAACGACGUCUCCCUCAGCGAUCUCCCCGAGGAGUCGAAGAUCCUGGCCGUUGUUGCCACUGCUGGCCAAGGUGAGAUGCCCAAGUCGGCGGUGAAGUUCUGGCAGGACAUGGAGACCUUCUUGGAGACCGCACCGGCGGACUACCUCAAGGACACCAAGUUUGCUGUUUUCGGCCUGGGCGAUUCCUCCUACGUCUUCUUCAACGAGGCCGCCCGGAAGAUCGACGCGGCCUUCGAGAAACUGGGCGCCGAGCGUGUGCAGCAGCUCGGAAUGGGAGACGACCAGCACCCGGCACGCUUCGAUACCGAGCUCGAGGAAUGGAGCCCCGACUUCUUUGACAGCAUCGAAGCCCCUGAGCCUCCUCAGGAGUUGAGCCCGCCAUCGCACCUGGUGGAAAUCCUGCCGGCCGAGGAUCCCAAGGCCAAGAUGGCCUCCGAGCCCUUCGUGCCACACGGUUCCAAGGCCGUGUCCAUGACGGUGAAGAGGUCGACCGUUCCCGAGGGCUACGAGCGCGCCAUCGACCACUUCGAGUUCAACCUGGAAGGCAGCGGCCUCUCCUACGAUCAGGGCGACUCCCUUGGCGUGUGGCCCAAGAACUCCACGCAGCAGGUCGACAUCUGCCUGAAGGCUUUGCAGCUCAACGGUGGCUCUUCCGAAGUGCUGGUAAACUCCAUGCCUGCGGUGGACAUGGGUGAUACAGGGUACCUUCAUGCAAAGUAUUGCUGGGUCGCAAGCGUCACGAGGUGA
Molecule: messenger RNA, 4512 nt
Organism: Symbiodinium natans
Lineage: Eukaryota; Dinophyceae; Suessiales; Symbiodiniaceae
Source: the annotation of a GenBank genome assembly